AUGCGUUAUAAUAUUCUUGAUACGGCCAAAUCUUCUGCAACAGAAGCACGAAAUUUCUUCAGAAAGCAUUGGGGUGAUAUUAUUGGAACAAUAGAAGAAUUUUUAACGUCUAGCCCCGAUGCAACAUCAUUAGCUCCAGAAUCUGCUUCCGCUUUAACUUCGAUUGACCAGGACAUAGAACAAGACGGAAGGGCAGAUGAUGUCAAACAAUAUAUAAAAAGUAUAUUGAAAAAUGUGAAUAUCGCGGAAAAAUUACGUGAUGUAAUCAGAAUAGAGUGUGAAAAGCUACGGGAAAAUGGAAAUACAAUAUGGAGGAAACGGGUUUUAGAUUUGAUGGAAAUAUUGCAAGUAUCCUGCGUACUUCAUAUACUGGGUGAAUCAACCUUGCAAUGCUCUGCUGAUCAGCUGAACCAAUCAUUAAGAGAUGAUGAUCGACGGUGUACCGGAAAUAAAAUUGACGCAAUUAUAUCAAUGGUGGAUUUUGAUUUGGAGGUGUCAACUUUGGAAGUUUCAGGAUCUCCAUCAUGUCCUGACCAUACCCACUAUGUUGGGGAUAGAAAUAAAACUGCCAAGAUGCUAAAGAUCAUACUGAACUUUAUUAAAGUCAACUAUCCAGGCAAUUUCGAAGAGUUUAAAAGAAUAAAAGUAUACGGCGUUCAAAUAUAUAAUCAUGACUUUUAUAUUUACAGCAUGUGUAUGCCCUUUGCUGGUGUAUAUUAUUUUGAACUCAAAAAAAAGUUCUCUUAUUCAACAAUACCAGCUUUGCUCUUCAAAGAGUUACCAAAGUUCGCCUCAAACUUGUGGACGAUGCGAGAUAUGAUUAUUUCGAGUACUAAGAGUAUAAUGUCUUAUAUUACAAAUCCUAUUUCCGAAUCAAGUGAUGAUGAUUCUAAGAUCGAAUAA
Molecule: messenger RNA, 903 nt
Organism: Rhizophagus irregularis DAOM 181602=DAOM 197198
Lineage: Eukaryota; Fungi; Glomeromycota; Glomeromycetes; Glomerales; Glomeraceae
Source: RefSeq, a predicted model, not a curated record